UCGCUGAGGAUUAAUCCUCGCGGUUCGGCGACCACCGGGGUCCAGCUGCUGAGCAGAUUAGGAAAGCGACCUGCGAUGCGAUGUCUAUUCUGUAUGCACUUCGUCACACACACUGUUCAGAUGUCCUCGUAUUGUUAGAUCUGAGCUUCAGAUGUGUUUUUCAGAAGCUUGAGAGUAGUUGCCAACUAUCGAUGCAAUGUCAGGUCAAACAAUAUCGGCGCUUCUUUCAAAAAAAAAAAGAUAAAGUCGCGUAAUAAUUACGCACCGCUGCUCGCCUCUCUGUUUACUUCGUGAAUCCUUAAUUAAAAGGCGCCCGCUGGUUGAGUCGUUUCAACAGAAACGCGUUUAAAAAUGAGCUGGAGCACGGAUUAGAUAGUGGAAGUUAUCUUAAUUAUGUAAUUAGAGCUGGACUUUUAUAUAUUAUGAGGUGGCGGAAGUUAACGACUUGGCACCCGAACUGGCUUGGUGAGGAACUGGGGGUAUUCGAAGAAGUGUGUGUGUGUGGGGGGUCCGUAGAGGUUUUUUUUUACUACUUCAGAUCCUGAAUUACAGUUCUAGCAUCCUAAACAUCGGUUUUAUAUAUGUUUUUUUUAAAAGCUUCAUGGGGUACGCGGGCGCAAAAAUAAUAGACUUGAAAGGCAAGACCAGACCCCUCCAUCUUCCUCUCCCUUCUCCUCUGCAUAUACUUUGCAAACCACAAAAAAAAAAGAGGGAGAGCAAUAAAAAUGACGGUAGUUUCUGGCUGUGAACCCGGGCGGCUGUGGAGGUGACGACGCGAAACUGCGUUUCUAAAACUCCGGGGCGGAGGAGAGAAAGAGCUACCCGGUGCGUCCUAUACCCCCCUCUCUCUCGGGGCAACUUGUGGUGCUGGGAGGAGGAGGAGGCGGCCCGGCUCGGCUGGGGGAGGUGCCCUGGGGGGCCACUGACGUGAAAGGCAUCGGGAAAGUUGAUUUGUUAACAGAAAAGGCUGGGCGUCCGCACGGAUUAAACAGAAAUAAACUACCGGGGACGGAGAGAAAAAGCCACAGACCCCGCUCUUGUUGUUUAUUCGCGAACGUUAUCUGCGGGACGGCGGCCGGAGUCCGAAGUCGUCGUCUUUUUUUUUUUCCCUCUCCUCCUUCCUGGGAUAUGCAGCAUCCGCUUUCGCCGCACAUCUGUCGCUCAAGCAGGAUACCGGCAGAGGAGCCCUUCUCGUUUAAAAUUUCUUCCCCUUUCUCGAAGAGAUCCAGUUUGGAACGGGAGGAGGAGGAGGAGGAGCAGGAGCAGGAAGGAGUCGCGGAAGAGUGAAGGAAAAUUAAAAGCAAAAAAAAAAAACCACACGCAGCAAAACAUGGUUUCCAAAACCGGACUGUUUCGCUUCGGAAAAAGAAAUCACGGAGAGAACGGAAAGGACAACCCCGCUCUAAAGUAAAUGAAUGCCGGAAUAAUCGCUGGAAGGUUAUUUUAAUGUUGCUGUUCAACUACAUACAGGGUUGGUAACCCACUUACUGUACUGUGAAAUGCAAGGAUAUAAUUUGCUUUGAAAUACGCAGAGCUACAUCCCUGGGGUGGGAAACUACGUCCUCGGGGUGCAGUUACCUGGAUUCGUUCUAUACAAAAAGGUCCAUUAGACGUCACGUAUAAACGCCUUUUAAAAAAUUUCUUUCGAUUGAUCUGCUGAUGCCAGAAGCUCCAGAGUGCCUUCAUGGCAGGAUCAUGAAGUGUUUGACUUUCUUCCUUUUACUUCCAGAAACCUUGAAAAAGUCAAAGAGGAGUGUGAAACACCCCAGCAGGCUGCCAGCAUGCUAUGAGAUCGUUACCCUCUCGCUCAAGGAGAAGAUGGCUGCAGAACUGUACCCUGCCAGCGCAAACACCAAUAUCCCCAACAGCAACGGCACUACGGUGACUGCCCCCAGCAAGAAGAGCGUCGUCCAGGUCUGCCAGGCGGUGACCGCCUCCGCCACUCACGCCACCCAGCAGAACAUCAGCAACAACAACGUCGAGGCGGCGAGUUGGCAGUGUUCGCACCCCACGCUCAGAGAGAGGAAUGCCUUAAUGUUCAACAACGAACUCAUGGCGGAUGUACAUUUUAUAGUUGGACCUACAGGUGCCUCGCAAAGAGUGCCUGCACACAAGUACGUGCUGGCAGUCGGCAGCUCGGUUUUCUGCGCGAUGUUUUAUGGCGACCUCGCCGAAGGAAAAUCAGAAAUUCAUAUCCCAGACGUGGAACCCGCUGCUUUCCUUAUUCUUUUGAAAUACAUGUACAGCGAUGAAAUUGACCUGGAAGCUGACACGGUGCUGGCCACUCUGUAUGCUGCCAAGAAAUACAUCGUACCGGCUCUGGCCAAGGCGUGUGUGAAUUUCCUGGAGACCAGCCUGGAGGCCAAGAACGCCUGCGUGCUGCUGUCCCAGAGCAGGCUGUUUGAGGAGCCCGAGCUGACCCAGCGCUGCUGGGAGGUCAUCGACGCCCAGGCCGAGCUGGCGCUCAAAUCCGAGGGCUUCUGCGAAAUCGACCAGCAGACCCUGGAGAUCAUCCUGACGCGGGAGACGCUGAACACGAAGGAGGCGGUGGUCUUCGAGGCCGUUCUGAGCUGGGCGGUGGCCGAGUGCAAGAGGCAGGGGCUGGGCGUCACCACGCGGAACAAGCGCGGCGUGCUGGGCAAGGCCCUGUACCUGGUGAGGAUACCCACCAUGACGCUGGAGGAGUUCGCCAACGGGGCGGCCCAGUCGGACAUCCUGACGCUGGAAGAGACGCACAGCAUCUUCCUGUGGUACACGGCCUCCAACAAGCCCAAGUUGGAGUUCCCGCUGACCAAGAGGAAAGGCCUGGCGCCGCAGAGGUGCCACAGGUUCCAGUCCUCCGCCUACCGCAGCAACCAGUGGAGAUACCGCGGGCGCUGCGACAGCAUCCAGUUCGCCGUGGACAAGCGCAUCUUCAUCGCGGGGCUGGGGCUGUACGGCUCCAGCGGCGGGAAGGCCGAGUACAGCGUCAAGAUCGAGCUCAAGCGCCAGGGGGCCACGCUGGCCCAGAACCUGACCAAGUUCGUUUCGGACGGCUCGAGCAGCACCUUCCCCGUGUGGUUCGAGCACCCCGUGCAGGUGGAGCACGACACCUUCUACACGGUCAGCGCCAUCUUGGACGGCAACGAGCUGAGCUAUUUUGGGCAGGAGGGGAUGACGGAGGUUCAGUGCGGGAAAGUGACGUUCCAGUUCCAGUGCUCUUCGGACAGCACCAACGGCACGGGCGUGCAGGGGGGGCAGAUACCCGAACUCGUCUUCUACGCAUGAGCUCCACACCCGCCUCUUAACUGCAUUCCACUACUGCUAGUCAAGCACAUGGAAGAGUCCAGCAAACUCUGCCUUCUAAUAAUGUAGCAACGAGGAAUACGCGACACUAAAAGCCUGUUAGCUGUUCGACAGACUGUCCAACCUUAAGUGAAGGAAUGCUCUUCGGAUUUAUUUAUUAAAACGGUUGACUUAAUUAUUAAUACUGCAGCAUGCAGUUGUCUGUAAAAAAAAAAAAAAUAAUUGUAUGGCACUGCCAGCGGGCGAUUGCCUGUAGUGCUUUGUGGUUUUGUACAUAAAAAUAAUGCUGUUUUGUUUACAGCUUGAAGCUGAUCAACAAACAAAGUUCUGUAUUAGAGCGCAGCUUACUUAAUCUGCAGAUUAUAUAAAAAGAAGGUUUGUGACUAAAA
Messenger RNA from Lepisosteus oculatus (spotted gar), 3674 nucleotides. It is a transcript of the gene btbd6b, whose product is annotated as BTB (POZ) domain containing 6b. Lineage: Eukaryota; Metazoa; Chordata; Actinopteri; Semionotiformes; Lepisosteidae. Gene Ontology annotation, cellular component: cytosol. Gene Ontology annotation, molecular function: protein binding. The record is from RefSeq and is a predicted model, not a curated record. Gene Ontology annotation, biological process: neurogenesis.